UGUGUCGUCCCUAGCAACCCCUCAAAACCCAACCCCUCUCUCUCUCUCUCUCUCUCUCUCUGUGAUCUUGGAAUUUAAUCUUGUUGGCAAUGGCGGCGAAACGCUUUUUUAAUGAUUCCAAAUCCGACCAAGAUCAGCCACCCGAGAAACGGAUGAAACCCAGACCUUCUUUUGCUUCUGUUAUCGGAGAAGUGGUUAUGGUGAAUUCUCUGCACAACCUUUUCUCAUCCUUGGAACCUUUGCUUAGAAGAGUGGUGAAGGAAGAGGUGGAGACAACUCUGAGACGCCAUUCCCACACUAUCACAAGGUCUCCUUCACUGCGAAUCCAAGCACUAGAGCCAUCAAGCUUGAGACUUUGUUUCAGCAAGAAACUUUCGCUUCCUAUAUUCACUGGAAGCAAGAUUACAGACAUGGACAGCAAUCCCCUUCAAGUCCAUCUUGUGGACAGCGAUCAUCCUAUGGUUCCGAUAGUCCUCCAGCACUCGAUCAAAAUAGAACUCGUCGUUCUUGACGGCGACUUCCCUGGGGAUUCUGAAACUUGGACCGGCGAAGAGUUUAAUAACAAAAUCGUCAAGGAGAGAGCCGGCAAGCGGCCGUUGCUUACCGGAGGAGACUUGACCGUUACCCUGAGAGAAGGGUUUGCACAAAUCGGAGAUAUCGAAUUUACCGACAACUCCAGCUGGAUUCGGGGCCGGAAAUUCAGGCUUGGUGCAAAAGUUGUUCCGGGAAGCUAUCAAGAUACUGCUCGGAUCUGUGAAGCCAUGACCGAAGCCUUUGUUGUCAAAGAUCAUCGCGGAGAAUUGUACAAAAAGCACCAUCCACCACAGUUGGAAGACGAAGUUUGGCGGCUAGAGAAGAUUGGGAAAGAUGGAGCUUUCCACAGGAAGUUAACAACUGCGGGAAUCAAAACAGUACAAGACUUCUUGAAGCUGUCUGUUGUCGACCCUUCAAAGCUUAAAAACACUUUAGGUAUUGGGAUGUCUGAGAAAAUUUGGGAAGCAACUAUAAAGCAUGCCAAGACUUGCACUUUGGGCACCAAACUCUACGUCCUCCGGAAACACAAUUUUGCCCUUACCUUGAAUCCUAUAUGCCAAGUUGUUAGGGCUGAAAUUGAUGGCCAAAUCUACGUUUCAAGGGAUCUAAACAGCAUCGACAGGAGGGAUAUGGAGAAAUUGGUGUGGGAAGCAUAUAACACCUGGAGUUCCUUGCAGGAGGUGGAUGGAGCUUUGAAUGAGACUGCCUUAAUCACACAAGUCGAAACGAUGCAGCAAUAUUCCAUUAAUCCUCAACUGGAGAUGGUGAGAUCGUUUCCACAAAAUGGGUAUAUUACUGACGUGGAGUUUGGAUUAAGCAAUUGCAAUGGACACGUGGGGUAUAGCGGCUGGGUUAUUGGCACGCCCAACAUUGAAAAUACCAUCAACUAUUGCAUCUCGGACGCAUCAUCGGAUGGGAAUUAAAGACUUCAAAGCCUUUCCUCAAUGGGGGAGUUGAAGGAAUUAGAUGAUGCAUUGAUUUCAGGUGUAUAUUAUAUUUUAAUAUUUUAAUAUUUUUCAUAUAUAUAUAUAUAUAUAUAUGGAAAAUAUAGGCAAAUAGGCAAUGCCACCCAAUGGCAAAAGUAUAUAUUGUGGUGUUAGUGUAGGAAGAUGUGAUUUUGCUUUAAGCCGAGUACUCCGAUGGAACUGCCUUUGGUUUGUUUUUAUAAUUAUGUGCAGUUUUUUUAAGAUUAAUAAUUGAUGUGAAGGGGCAAUCGAUUAACAAUGUCUCUUCCAAAUUUAUUUUACAAGAUAAA
Molecule: messenger RNA, 1789 nt
Organism: Alnus glutinosa
Lineage: Eukaryota; Viridiplantae; Streptophyta; Magnoliopsida; Fagales; Betulaceae
Product: protein SAR DEFICIENT 1
Exons: 7
Coding region: 90-1457 (455 amino acids)
Biological process (GO): regulation of salicylic acid biosynthetic process
Cellular component (GO): nucleus
Molecular function (GO): calmodulin binding; DNA-binding transcription factor activity; sequence-specific DNA binding
Source: RefSeq, a predicted model, not a curated record